AUCGAGCAGCAUCACAGCAUCGCCUACAACUACACCACAAUUCAGUUCAAUUUCAUUUUCAAUGGCAUUCAGUCGAAGCCAUGAAGUCCGCAAUUGUUAUUAUCAUUGUCGCAUCAGUGUAUUCGGUCAACGGCGGCCAAUUGAAACGCGUCUGGAUGAAGGAUCACUGCUCGAGCGGUCUGUGUCAAGGAAUAACAAUCUCACGCGAUGACUAUGUCAUUCUGUCAAACACACCCAUCACAAAGCAGAUAAUUUUGACGUUUGUCAAUUCGACUAUUGCCAAAAUACCACAUCUCAUGUUUGACACAUUUCCUGACCUUCAAAUCCUACGAAUGGAGAACUGUUCCGUUGAGACGUUCGAGAAACCACAAUUCGAGGGAGCCAGCAAUUUGAUGGGUUUAUUCCUGGCCAACAAUCUAAUACGAGACAUCCCCAAGAAUAUAUUUCUCGGUGCAGACAAUCUAAACACCCUGUCACUAGCUGGCAAUCAACUGCGACAACUGCAAAACCACAGUUUCAACGCCCUCAAGGAACUAAAGUCAUUGGAUUUGUCACACAAUAAACUGGAAAAUCUACCUCUAUCCGUAUUCUCGCCCAUGCGAAAAUUGAUGGAACUUAAUCUCUCCAAUAACAAACUGACAACACUGCCAGAGCGUAUAUUCGAAAAAACACCAAACCUCACCAAAGUCCAUCUGUCAUAUAAUAAAUUCUUAACAUUCGAAUCCGAAUAUUUCAAGAACCAUCCAAAACUUUCACUUCUUGACAUCUCCGGCAAUCCCCUCGUUGAGACGACCAUCAAUUUUGACAUUUUAGACACCUUGCUGGCGAACGAUUGUGAAUUGCACAAACUUACAAUCUAUGGCUUUGUCAAAGAGGUCGAAUUACGAAACAAUUCACUGCAGGACAUACCCAAUUUCCCGAAUGCUGCCAAUGUCACCGUAUUGGAUCUGUCAGUCAAUCCGAUUGCCAGUCUUGAGGCGACAUCCCUGCGUCGCCUCAUUGGUUUAACCAAACUGAAUUUUAGUCGAACGAAAAUCCAUGAUUUUCCCGAGGGUAUUUUCAAGAAGCAAACAAAACUCAAAGUCCUGGACAUAUCGAAUAAUUCAUUGUAUAAUCUGAAAGUUAGCGUAUUUGAUAACUUGAAGGCUUUGCAGUAUUUCUAUUUCCAUCAGAAUAACUGGAAUUGUGACUUUUUGCAAUUGUUGAUGAGUUCGUUUGUUAAACGGCGGGAAAUUGUCUUCGCCGAAGAUGACUUGGAGCCGGAUAAGGUUGAUGAUUAUGUUGAUGGGGUGGCGUGUUGGUAUGAGAGUAAUAAAAGUUCGAAAAAAUGUUCAGAAGAUGGAGAGUCUGUGUUGGAAUUGGCUAUAAUACGAAAUGAUAUAAAGGCUUUUGUCGAGACGGUGGAUAAGAAGUUUGUGAAAAUAUUUCGGUUGUUGGAUGAAAUCAAAAGUAGGGUGUAAUAAUAAAAAUAUUGAAAAAUA
Eupeodes corollae is the source of this 1481-nucleotide messenger RNA. RefSeq names its product leucine-rich repeat-containing protein 15 (gene alrm). Gene Ontology annotation, molecular function: protein binding. Gene Ontology annotation, cellular component: plasma membrane. Lineage: Eukaryota; Metazoa; Arthropoda; Insecta; Diptera; Syrphidae. The record is from RefSeq and is a predicted model, not a curated record. The coding region runs from base 81 to 1460 and encodes 459 amino acids. The transcript has a single exon.